AUGAUAACUAUCGAUAGAAAAUCCUAUUAUGUUCUUGGAACAGGAAUAUUUUUUUUUCUUAGCGGUGUUAUUCUUGUUUUAUUGUGGCCUAUAGUUUUUAAUAGUUUUUGGGAAAAAGUUUUAGUUUUAAAUCCGGACUCUGAAUCGUAUAAACUAUGGAUAAAAACACCUAUGCCUCUAUUUCUGGAAAUUUAUUUAUUCAACUGGACUAACUCUGAGGAAUUUUUAAAAAAUAAAACAAUAAAACCUGAUUUUUCAGAGGUAGGACCUUUUGUUUUCCAAGAAAUUCAUGAAAAAUUAAAUAUUUCAUGGAACGAUGAUAAUACUGUAACCUACAAUCAGAAGAGAACGUGGUAUUUUAUACCUGAAAAAUCAGUUGAUCUCUUAGUUCCAAUAACCAACCUCAAUGUUGUAGUUUAUACCAUAGCAAAAAAAGCUUCUAACUUAAAUAUUUUAAAAAAAGAAUUGAUAAAUUUUUUAAUAUAUAAAUACAAGGAAGGAUUAAUAAUACAAAAGCCAGCAAAGCAGUGGUUAUUUGAAGGAAUCAACGAUAGUUUGUUAAAUUUUAUUAAUAAAAUAAAUCCUAAAUUAAGUCCAUAUGAUAAAUUUGGUUGGUUUUAUGGGAGAAAUGAAUCAUCAACUUAUGAUGGCCUAUUUAAUGUAAAAACAGGGAGUGAUGAUAUACACAACCUUGGUGUGAUUAAUAAAUGGAACAAUGAACAUCAAACUAAAUUUUUUGAUGGAAAUUGUGGUAUUGUACAAGGGUCAACAAGCGAACUGUUUCCUCCUUUGAAUAAUUCACAAGGAGAUUUAAAUCUUUUUAUUUCUGAUUUUUGCAGUCCAGUAUCAUUAACUAAAUCUGGCACAACUGUGAUCAGUGAUUUGGAAGGAUAUUAUUAUACAGGGAAUGAAAAUGUUUUCGAUAAUGGGAGUUCAUUUCCAAAUUCUAAAUGUUACUGCAGUGAAGAAUGUAGUCCAAGUGGAGUAAGAAAUGAAACAUUAUGUAAAGGAGCACCUGUAUUCCUGUCUUUCCCACAUUUUUAUCUAGCUGAUUCAUCUUAUGUGAAUUCAGUGACUGGGUUAAGUCCCAACAAAAGCAAACAUGAACUUUACAUGAUUAUUAAUCCAUUAACUGGACUACCGUUAGAUGUAAGAGCUCAAUUUCAAAUAAAUAUCUUGCUUGAAUCUCUACCCUUGUUUUCAAUGUUUUUUAAUUUACCAAAAAUUUAUUUGCCUAUGAUGUGGUUUAGGCAAAAAAUAGAACUUCCUGAAAAAUUGGUAUCAAUGGGAAAAGCUUUGCAAUUUUCGAAAAAUUUAGGCUACGGAAUGGGUUUUACCAUAUCCUUGUUUGGAUUUUUAAUGGCAAUAAUCAGAAUGAUGUAUAUAAGUUUUAAAAAAACAUGA
Pediculus humanus corporis (human body louse) is the source of this 1404-nucleotide messenger RNA. RefSeq names its product protein croquemort, putative. NCBI's taxonomy places the organism in Eukaryota, Metazoa, Arthropoda, Insecta, Psocodea, Pediculidae. Gene Ontology annotation, molecular function: scavenger receptor activity. Gene Ontology annotation, cellular component: cytoplasm; membrane. The transcript has 4 exons. The coding region runs from base 1 to 1404 and encodes 467 amino acids. The record is from RefSeq and is a predicted model, not a curated record.